AAUUCCUUGCUUUCUUCCGGUUCCAACCAUUCGAGACCUAAGAUGGCGGACCGGCGGCGAAGGAGGAGGCGCGCGUCCCAGGACAGCGAGGACGACGACGAGUCCGGUUCAGGUUCGGACAGCGGGAGGUCGGUGUCUCCAACGACCAAGAACCGCGGGAGAGAUCCCGACCCGCCGGAGGCGACAGCGACCCGAGUGGAAGCUAAGAGUGACGUUGAGUCGGAGUGUGAAAGUGAAGAUGGAGUAGGAGAAGCUGUCCUCUCAGACUACGACAGUGCUGAUCCAGAGGAAAACGGUUCCCAUUCAGAGGGAGUGGAGGAGGAAGAGGAGGCAGAGCAUUACAGUGAUGAAGAAGCUCCAGCAGCAGCCAGCGAGUCCAAACCUGCUGCUGCCGACGGCCAAACAAAGCUGGAGGAGGUGGAUGAAGCGGAGGCCGAGGCAGCAGAGGGAGGAGGACAGAGUAAAGAGGAGAGUAAGGCUGAGGAGAAAGGAAACUUAGCUGGAGAGAGACAGAGUGGUGAUGGACAGGAGUCUACAGAUGAUCCUGAAACGAAGGCCGGAGGAAAACCCGGUCAGAAGCUGGACGAUGAUGAGGACAGAAAGAACCCGGCUUACAUCCCGAGGAAGGGACUGUUCUUCGAGCACGACGUCAGAGGACACGCUCAGGAGGAGGAGAGACCAAAAGGUCGAAACAGGAAGUUGUGGAAGGAUGAGGGUCGCUGGGAACACGACAAAUUCAGGGAGGAGGAGCAGGCGCCGAAGAGCCGCGAGGAGCUUAUUGCCAUCUACGGUUAUGACAUCCGAAACGGCGGCGGCUCUGGGGAGAGAUCGUAUAGGCAGCGCAGGCCCAGACAAAGUGCGUCUCCCAGCAGAGACAAACGAUGGAGAGAUGGAGGAGAGCGACCUGUUCGAUCCUGGCACAGCGGGGGAGGAGGCAGUCUGAACCGAGGUGCAGCUCCUCCACCUUCAUCCGGCCAGCCCUCCUCUCCAUCCCCCUCCUCAUUCCCUCUCUCAUCCACUCAGCGGAACAGCAAUUCCUCCAGACCGCCUCCCUCCCGCAGCAGCAGACCGUCCCACCAAAAUCAGAUGCACCUCCCACCUCAGUCGCAGUACAGGAACAAUGAAUCAAACGCAGCCCAGAUGCACGCCAGGGAGCGACAGGGCCCUAAAGCUCAGUCCGACCCCUCGGAGAGAGGCAGGGGAGGGCGCGGAGGAGGAAGGGGGGCUCCCUCUGUGGUCAUUGAGGACAUCCCAGUCAGCCAAGGAGGCGUUAAGGAGCAGGAUCUAAGUGAUGUAACAACAGCACCAUCGUCACAGCCAGCUGGCUACAAGUCUGCAUCGCCCCGACGACAGCAGCAGGAGCGACGAGGGAGCAGCGACAGAUCUGCACCAGGAUUGGCUGCUUCCUCCUCCCCCUCUGAACCCUCCCUUCCGUCAUCAGCUUCAGCACCCAAUCGGGAAGCUUCUCCACCUGCCGAGCGGCCGGUGGAGCGUAAAUCUUACUCGCUGGCUCGCAGGACUCGCUCUCGGCCUGCAGACCUGGGCAGCAAACAGCCUUCCAUGGAGGAGUCUGCGGCAGGAGGAAACGCCUCCUCCUCCCCCAGCAGUGCAGGAGGGAAGAGCUGGACAGGAGCAGGCGACAGGCAGAAUCAGGCAGCCGCAGGAGGAGGAGGAGGAGGAGGAGGAGGAGGAGGAGGCGGAGGCGGAGGGGCAGCGCUGACAGAGCUGGACCAGGACGUGGCUCGACUCAGUCUGACAGGCCAGAGCUGGAACCAGAACCCAACGUCUUACAUUCAGUCUGAGAUGAGAGGUCUCCACAACACCAUGCACAUCCCCGGCGGCCCGCCUCAGUUCUCCAGUAUGGAAGAGAUGGGUGUGAGUUCCAACCGGGCCAAACGCUACUCCUCCCAGCGCCAGAGACCUGUACCUGAGCCGGCACCACCCAUGCAUCUGGGAGUGAUGGAGGGACACUACUAUGAACCCAUGUCGUAUCAGGGACCGAUCUAUGCCCACGGGGACGGCCCUGCCCCCAUCCCGCCACAAAGCAUGCUGGUCCAGCCUGAGAUGCACCUCCCUCACCCUGGUCUCCAUCCCCACCAAUCAGGCGGCCCCAUCGCUAACCCUGCCCUGUAUGGAGGUCCACCUGUUUCUCUGUCACCAGGGCAACCACAGCAGCUGCUGCCUCCACCUUUUUACCCUCCCCCAGGAGUCAUGACCUUCCCCUAUCCCACCAUGUACCAGAGUCCACAGGGUCAGUCCCAGGUGACCUAUGGAGGCGUGACGUACUACGACACGAUGCAGCAGCAGGCGCAGCCCAAGCCUUCGCCCCCCCGUCGCACGUCCCAGCCCGUCACCGUCAAGCCCCCUCCCCCAGAGGUGCACUUCGCCUCAGAGUGACCCCGCCCCUCACCCCUCUCCUCCACCCAGUCUCAGCCUCAGUCUGAUCCCAGCACCACAGGAGCAGGAUGGGAGGGUCAGUGAGGAGCUGCGGUCCCACUUCAUCCAGGGAGGGACGGGUGGACGGAGGCGAAGAUGGACUCUGCGGGUGACUCACAGGUGGAAUGUGACUUUUCCCUUUUUUUCCCCCCUCUUUGUUUUCAACCGUGUGACGGUCGGGCUAGUCGGCCAUGUCGGUGACGUCAGCCUGUCGUGUGGCUCAUCUGUUCGAUCCCACCAACGUGUCUUUGAUCAACAACGCUGAACCCUGAAAAUGUCGGACUGAUGACUUCAAACCCUUCAGAGCCGCUCUGAAGCUUUGGGCGACUCACUGAGACGGACUCUGAUGGUGGGGUCAGACUUUUGUUUUGUCCUUUUCACAGUGAAGUGUGAGCCCUACAGCAGCAGUUAACAGGAAAUACCAACGGUUUCCCUGUGGGAAGUUCUGCCAUCAGUUAAUCCAUUUACUGCACCUCAGCUAACGUUAGCUGUCAGCCCGUGUGUGUGUGUGUGUCGUUGUCCACCAGCUGCUGUAGUUACCACACACAGUUUACCGCAGUGACACACAGCAGAAGUGAUGUACAGUUUGAGGAUGAUGUUUGUGAGAAUCGGUUGAGUUCAUGGCUGACUCGGUGCUUCCUGAAAUCCUCCACACGUUACCGUCGUGUCGAAGCUGCUUGGCGAAGAUGUUUGCCUGCAGCUACAUCAGCUCUGUGUUUGUUUCUGAGGAAUCUGCUGCGUGUCCUGGACCCGACGCUGCAAAUAACAAGAGUUCAGCACACAAAGUGCCAGGAAACGGUGGAAAAUGUCCAAAACUCAACAGAAAAGUUGUUGGACAAGCUGCAGCCAAGCAGCUUGUUGGAAUGAAAUCAUUCAUCAGAGGUCUCAUCAGCUCAUUUUCUAUUCAUCUGGUAAUUAAAUCAACCAGUCGUUGAAACUUUUCACCUCACCAACAGCAACAAAAACUAAAACACGACUGAAACAUAUUUUAUUUUGUAAAACGGUUGAACAGAACUGACGAGGAGCCUGCACCACCUGACAUUCCAAGUGACAGGCUUUCCCAGUACCAGCAGGAUCCGUCCACUGAGUCUGGAUCAGUAAACAUGACGUGCUCAAAGUGGUGUGAGAGACGUGAGGACAGCUGCCAUGUGGACUCAACACAGUCCUGUAAACUGCACCAUCUCCAGUGCUCCACCCUCUGCACCUGAUGUGGUCACUUCCAGCUCCACAAACAAGACGGCGGCAACUGUGAUGCCAAAGUCUUCAGAGCUGAGGUCCUCAAACCAGUGAGUGAUGUCACUGUGGGUUUAGCCAAUCACGGCACAGUUUGCAGGACUGCGUGACAGCUGUCUCUGCUGUCACUCACUGACAUAAAACGACUUCAGUCUUCCAGAUGUAAACACUUUACACUUGGUUUAUAAACAGAUCUUCAUGUUGAUCAUAUGGUGAGUGUUUCUAUGGCAACAGUCCAGCCAAUCACUCGCUGACAGUGCUGGGCAUAAGACCUAAUUUAACAGACAUGAUUCAGCCGCGUUCACAGUGUGGUGUGAAAUAGAGCUGCCGCAGUCCAUCCGUUAGUCAGAUGAAGGUGAAUUAUUUUCCGACCCAUUUGAUAAUCGAUGAAGGUUCUCGGUCCAACUUGCAUGUCAGGAUUUGCUCCUUUGUUGGUUAUGACAAUAACUGAAGAGUCUUUGGGUUUGGACACAAGACAUCUGAAGACAUCUCUUUGAAACUGUGACGAGACAUUUUUGUGUUUUCUCCGCAGUUUAGUGAUUAAUAACGAAAGUGAUCAUUGGCGGCAGUCCUGGCAUUAACUUCCAUGUGUGAAGUCAGCGGAAUGGCCCUUUAAAACUCGGAGUCUGCUCGUCUAACGCACCCUUGGUUUUGACAGCAGCUUUUCCUUUUCGUCCCUCCUGAUGAGCAGAAAGUGAGACAGAAACAGAAGUUGCACAGAAGUCUGUUGGUCGUGUGAGAGGAGCUGCUGCUGCUGCCGCCGGGUGGAGGCGUUUGUUGUUGCUGUACAUAGAAACCUAAAUGUGUAUAUAGAAGCUUGAACAGAGAAAAUAGAGCAGUAAACAUGUUCUAAUAAUAAUACUACUAGUCCUACAGAACAGUCAGCUUCUGAUUGGAAAGGCAUCGGCAGGGACCUCAAAUGUUAACGGUGGAUUUAAUUUAGAGAGAAGAAGCAACGACACGGGAGCCGUGAGUUUGUCUUUGAUCGGUUCGUACUUUUCCUUUUUAAAGUGUUUAAUUUUAAUACGUUUUUUUUAUUGUUAGUAGUACAUGCAGGAGUGACGACUGCUGAAGAUUUUUGUUCUCACUGAAACUGAACUCAGUCAGACUGAAGGGAUUAACUCUGUCAUCUGAAACAAAACGAGCAGAAGGUGACCGGUUAGUUCAAAGUUUCUCCUCCUCUUCCCGCCGUUUAUUUUACGUUAAGAUUGAAGAACAAAAUGCUUGAUGUUUGAAGUCAAUCUGAAAGCAAAGCUGCUGCAGGUUAUGUUUGAGCCCUGGGUGAUUUCUGAUGGUGAUUAAGGAAACGCAGAAGCUCAUUCCUGCCGCGUCGGAGCUGAUCUGAGGCCUUUGAACGCUGCGACUGCAGGAAGCUGACGCGACGUGAGACCGACCGGCUGGAUGAACCUCACGUCUUCAUCCUGCUUCCUCAAAGUGACGCCUUCCGAAGUUGGCAGCAGGAGGUUUUAAAACACAAGUUGACAAGAUUCAAAACCCUCCCGAGCAAACGUCAGUAUUUGUUUCAGAUGUUUUCGUUUUGUGUGAAUUUCCCCCGGUCGUAGGAGUUUUCAGAUGAGAUGGGAAAUUGAAGAUGUGUGUCUGGGUGGAGGUGGUGGAGCGAUGGCCUCCGUCCAGCCUUCCUUAUUGAAGGCUGCUACCUGUUAGUCACAAUAACUUCAGCUCACUUUGAACUCUGAGUUUCCUUUUGUUAGGAGUUUUUCUGUUUUAAAGCUUGACGUCAGCGAUGGUUUCUUCUUCACGUGUUGCUGUUGAACGUCAGAGCUGAAGGUGAGCUGACCACACUGUUCACUGUGACGGCUCUUUGUUUCAGUGUUACGACUGCAUCAGUGCUUUGCUUUGUUUGUUUGUCGUCCACUCAGAGGAUCAAUAAAGAACAUAAUAAAACUCA
This is a messenger RNA of Scatophagus argus, 5578 nucleotides long. It is a transcript of the gene casc3, whose product is annotated as casc3 exon junction complex subunit. The transcript is spliced from 12 exons. The record is from RefSeq and is a predicted model, not a curated record. Gene Ontology annotation, molecular function: mRNA binding. Gene Ontology annotation, biological process: mRNA processing. Gene Ontology annotation, cellular component: exon-exon junction complex. NCBI's taxonomy places the organism in Eukaryota, Metazoa, Chordata, Actinopteri, Scatophagidae. The coding region runs from base 43 to 2397 and encodes 784 amino acids.